CGGUCAUCGCUCAUUCUUAUCAGACACGUAUAAGUCACUUCCAAUCUCUCGCUUUCAUUUUCGCUGCACGAUUUGUUCUUUUCCCGUCCUUACAGCUCCUAGUUUUCAAUGGCUGCGAAGAAAAAGAAAAAAGCAGCCUCAAAUCCUGCCAGAGGCUUCGCAACAACGUCAAUAGCUAGCAAGAUAAAAGCUGAUGGCAACACAGAAUCAUCCAAUAUCUCCGAAGCUGGAGACGCGCAGCCCGCGGCUCCAACAGAGGCUAUUGAGAAACAUGACCCUGCUGUUGUGAAAGGCCACGAGAAGGAUCUUGCGGAGCUGACCCCAGAGGAGCUUGAGAUACAGCUUGAAUACAGCGAAUUUCAACUUCUUGUAGAGAAGCUCUCCCCAAAAGCCGUCCGGGACACAGCCAGGACACUUUCGCGCAUCAAAACAGAGCGACGUGUUCUUCUAUCCAAUAGCCAGAUUCUUUCGACCAAAGACUGGCUCGAGGAUGAAGAUGUGGAUCAUCUAAUGAACUUGAAAUUUGUUCCAAGCGUAGAACCAAAUCCUUCGCCGACUGUACCAAGGUCUAUCUUCAAGACUGCUGCAACUGAGGAUCUGCUGUUGAAGCUUUGGACCCUCCAACAGAUCCUCCUUGGUCUAUACUUUCCUUCGAGUAGAGUAACCGAGGCACUGCUUUGGAUCUGUCAGACAGCACCUUGUGUAAUUCCUGAGGGUCUGCCUUGGGGUGUGCAAGAAUGUCUCGACUGGCUGACUGUUAAUUGUACCACUGAGGAGCUUCGUGAUUUUGAAUUUAUGCAGAGACACAACAGUCGCGCAAAUACUACCUUAACCUCUCCUGAUAAAACGUUACGAUCUGGAUCAAGCAUCAGAUCUAAUCUGUCGCAUAAAGCUGCCGUAGUAGAACCCCCUUCACAACAUGCUCCUGUGGUGGACAUUGCACCAUUUGAACCGGACGACAAUGUCUCUGACCUUGAUAGCGAUAUGGAACCCGAUGACAUGAUCUCAGCAUAUCUGAAGGUAAAAUCAAAACUCUUUGAGGCCGCUCCUGCCAGCUUUGCUCGUAAAGGACGUGGACCGCAGGACAAGAAGGAGGUGAACAUUAACUCCAGUCUUCGUAUGCGUAAGUUGAACCGCCAGCUUGAGCAACUAGAGAAGGACGUAUUGUUCGAUCAGAGUUUGGCCGACGAGAGAUGGCAUGCCCAAAAAGUCAAACUUGCGCAAGAAAACGCGGCGAAAAAACGACUAGGAAUUGAUAGUUCCAAUAGCAGGAAGCGCGAUUCUAAUAACCUGUCCAAGAUGAUAAAUCCCGCCAUGAAGAUGACAUUGGAUUCUGACAAAGUUAAUGGUGGUUCCGAUGUGGAUGGAGACGAAGAUUUACUUGGUGCCAUGUUUACAGAGCCCGAGAAUGGGGGACAUCAAGCGACCACCAAUAUAGCCACGGGCGACACGAGUAUAAAAAUACGUCACUUUGCGGAAGCUAAAGGUCUCAGCCCAAGACGCAUCGUAGAAGAGACUCUAAAAGCAAUGCUUGUUGGCGCAAAGGCAACGUGGAAACAUAUCUCUCCUACAACGUAUUCCAGUCGGCACUCUGUUUCAAUACACUUUUCGAAUCCCCCAGAAGCUGAAAGACUGCCGUCAAUACCUGGACUCGACAUAUUUUGGAUCAAAUCCAGAACGCUGCGAUUGGACAUGGUCGAUAUCGCCACAGAUUCCGAAAAGCAGAGCGAGUCUUUCGUCGCUACGACAGCGCUCUUUGUAGUGUGCAACUAUUUACCAGGUGAUGAUAAAGCUUAUCUACGUCUGCCAUCGGUCUGGCGAGACCUUUACAAAGAAUUUGCCGAAGCGAAGAAAGAGCAAACUGAUGCUGAGGCACGGAAAACUUUGAAAGAACUUCGGAUUCUGAUCGAUGAACAGAGAGACUACGAUGAAGAUGAAGACGUAGUGCUAACACAUAACUUUCUCAAGCGCGCUAAAGAACGUGAGCAGCAGACAUCUGACUCUGAUUCUGAGCGAGGAGAGUAUCGGCCUACAAAAGACCCUGAGAAAGUGAAAGCAUUAUGGCAGAACAAGAUCUCGACAUCUACAUAUCAGCGGAUGCUUCUUGGAAGAAUGCAGCUGCCCAUGUACCAGUUCAAGCAUGCUGCUUUAUCGGCUAUCGAAAAUCACCAAGUCAUAAUCCUUUGCGGAGAGACCGGGUGUGGUAAAAGCACACAGCUACCGGCCUACAUACUGGAGCACCAGCUGUCGAACGGCCGGCCCUGUAAGAUAUAUUGUACAGAGCCGCGUCGAAUAUCGGCCAUUUCCCUGGCUCAACGCGUAUCUGAAGAACUGGGUGAGCCAAAGAAUGCGGCUGGGACACACUCGUCUCUCGUGGGCUAUGCUAUCAGGCUAGAGUCGCACAUUAGCACUGAGACUCGACUUGUCUAUGCUACAGUCGGAAUUGUACUGCGUAUGCUCGAAUCUCCUCGUGGAUUGAACGACAUAACGCACUUGGUCAUUGACGAAGUCCACGAGCGUAGCAUCGAUACAGACUUCCUGCUCAUUGUGCUUCGUGGCCUAAUGGAACGACGCCCUGAUUUGAGAGUAAUCCUUAUGAGUGCUACAGUUGAUGCGCAGACAUUCUCACGAUAUCUAGGGGACGCUCCUAUCCUCAAUGUGCCCGGGCGAACGUUUCCUGUCAACACUCGAUACUUAGAAGAUGCUAUCGAGUUUACUCAUUACAAGAAAAAGAAUGACGACGCAGGUAGGGAGGGAUCUUCGAGCGACGAUGAUGAUCCCGGCACAGAAUCAAUGUCCGGCAUACCGAAGAACCUCCAAGGCUAUAGCAUCGCAACGCGGAAUUCUCUUCAAGAAUAUGACGAAUACCGUGUGGACUACAAUCUCAUCAUGAACCUAAUCACGAAGAUCACGAAUGAUGCGUCUACAACCCAUUUCAGCAAAGCUUUCCUGGUCUUUCUGCCCGGUAUCGCAGAAAUACGCACAUUAAAUGACGUAAUUCUCAACAACUCUGCUUUCAACGAAGACUGGUGGAUUCUCCCUCUACAUUCCACCAUUGCUAGCGAGGAUCAACAGAAAGCUUUCCUGUUCCCCCCUCCCGGUGUUCGCAAAAUAGUGCUCGCGACCAACAUUGCUGAAACUGGUGUUACGAUUCCUGAUGUUACCUGCGUCAUCGAUACUGGCAAGCACAAGGAAAUGCGAUUCGACGAGCGCCGCCAGCUCUCUCGUCUUGUACAGUCUUUCAUCUCCCGUGCAAACGCAAAGCAGCGGCGCGGCCGUGCAGGUCGUGUUCAAGAGGGUCUCUGCUUUCACCUCUUUACAAAGUACCGCCACGAUGAACUGAUGGCACUUCAACAGACUCCUGAAAUGCUGCGUCUGAGUUUGCAGGAUCUCGUUAUGCGCACCAAGAUAUGUAAACUUGGUGCCAUCGAAGCAACACUCUCAGCCGCCCUUGACCCUCCAUCGACCAAGAAUAUCCGAAGAGCGAUUGAUGCUCUCGUGGAAGUCAAUGCACUGACGCCGAAAGAAGAUCUCACCCCUCUUGGUAUACAACUUGCGAAACUUCCGCUGGACGCUCACCUAGGGAAGCUUGUAUUAUACGCAUGUAUAUUCCGCUGUGCCGAUGCCGGUAUUACUAUUGCAGCAAUACUGAGUUCAAAAAGUCCGUUCGUGAUACCGUUUGGCGCACGUGAGAAAGCAAAUGCGGCCAGAGUCUCCUUUAACCAAGGCGACUCCGAUCUUUUGACCGAGUAUGCGGCCUAUCGUGCCUGGAAAACUGUCUGUCUUCAACCCGGCGCGCGAGAAGUCGAAUUUUGUCGAAGGAACUGUCUUUCUGCACAGACCUUUUCUGCAAUCGAAGAACUAAAAGCGCAGCUUUUCAGCUCGCUCGUCGACGCUGGAUUCAUUUCGCUAUCAGCUGAGGAGAAGAUCGGGCUCAAUCGCGCACGCAACUCGCGGGCUGGAUUCGGCCGCAGCAGAGCAUUCGUUCCAGUGCCUUCUGCCUCUGACACACAUUCAACCUGCGACGCGCUUGUUCUGAGUAUGCUUGCAGUUGCGUUCCAUCCGCAUAUACUCACACGUGCGGCAACUGCAGCAGGUGGUGGGGGCAGUGGAAAGGGGUAUACAUCCAUCUCCUCGCCCUCGCCGAUUUCUCUCAAUCCAACAUCCGUCCUACGUUUAUCACCACCUCGAAGUCCGUAUGCGUUAUUGUCAUAUCAUAGUAUUUUAAGCACGUCAAGCUCAAAUGCACCAGCUGCACAUGGUCUGAGCCCGGUUCCCAUAUUACCUUUCCUGCUCUUGGCAGGCGAUGCGGAUUUCAAAGUGUGGGCGAAGGGUGUGGUGUUCGAUGGCAAUAGAUUGAGGUAUCGGGUAGAGAGUAGCAGGAUGUGUGUUGGGUUGAAGAGGGCCAGGAAGGGUGUUAGAAAUAUUGUUGAGGGGAGAAUGAAGAACAGCGGAAAGGGAUCCGGGAGCAAAGCAGAGAGGGACUGGAUCGAAUGGUUCUUGAAGAUGUUUGGGGAGUAUAAGGGGGAUGGGAAGUGGGGCAAGAAGGUUUAGUGUUGGGUUGUAUGGGGGCACUGGAAAAGAGCCAUGGGUGUCCAAAUGUUGACUUUCCCGAAUGAGAAUGAAACUUGAUGUGAUGACAUGUUAAAAGGGAGUAUACGAAAAUGCAUGAUAAAUUGGGGCCUAGAUCAGCUCUAAUAUAGAAUACACACGAUCUACAAUCC
Molecule: messenger RNA, 4724 nt
Organism: Pseudovirgaria hyperparasitica
Lineage: Eukaryota; Fungi; Ascomycota; Dothideomycetes; Acrospermales; Acrospermaceae
Product: ATP-dependent RNA helicase A
Exons: 3
Coding region: 109-4554 (1481 amino acids)
Cellular component (GO): intracellular anatomical structure
Molecular function (GO): ATP binding; RNA binding
Source: RefSeq, a predicted model, not a curated record